GCUAGUUUAUUAAGUUGUUAGGUAUAAUUCUGGCAGUAUUUUGUUGCUAAAUAGCCUUCUGCAGCAAUAAAAUACGACUAUGCCAUUUGGAAAUAAUGUAAAGUGUUUCAAAAGGGCUGUUAUUGUGUUUUGUGUUUCAAUGCUAGUAGCUACAACAAAAGCAAUUCAAAACGUUUCCGGCAUCGUACCAGAUUAUAUUGAUAACAGAAAUGGAAGUUUAUCGGGACGAUUAAAUGGUGGACCAGACAUGGAAAAUACAGAAUUAACGGGUUUCCCAUUUGAGGAAGAAAUCUUUCGUUGCAUUUGUUCUUCCACUUUGGGUGGUUGCGAUGAAAACGGGAUGUGCAACACUUCUGGCCAGUGUUUCACAUUCAUGAACUCCGCUAAAUCGAGUGAGAACCAGAAGAAAGGUUGUUUCACUCAUAACCAAGGUCGAAUGCAAUGUUUAGAGAAAGGGAGUGUUGCCGUACAUUGCUGUAUUGGAGAUUUGUGUAACCAAGCAAGGAUAGAAACGGAAGAAAACAACACAAGCCACCUAGUGGUGAUAAUUAUCAGUGUUUUUCUCGGAUUUGUCUUUUUGUCGGCAAUCGCUGCUUUCUUUGUUCAUCGUAUGCAUGUUAGAAGGAUGCAGGAGCUGGAGAAGCAGAGAGAAGCUGGCAGAUUAGAAGGAGGGCUCCGCGCCACACGUGUUAAUGAAAGCACUCUUGCUGAUUGGAUGGAGUCGGCCACAUCUGGUUCCGGUUCAGGUCUUCCGUUCUUGGUCCAACGAACGAUGGCCCGUCAAAUACAACUCGUUAAUUGUAUCGGCAAAGGCAGAUACGGCGCUGUAUGGAAAGGAAUGUGGCAAGAUGAACCAGUUGCCGUGAAAGUAUUCGCAUCACGUGAUGAGCAAUCAUGGGCUCGUGAGACUGAGAUAUACAACACAGUAUUACUAAGACAUAGCAAUAUACUGGGAUAUAUCGCAUCGGAUAUGAUAUCCAGAAACUCUGACACAGAGUUGUGGUUGGUCUGUUACUACCAUCCUAACGGUUCAUUAUAUGAAUAUCUGCAACAUAAUGAAUUAGACCAUCAGCUCAUGUUACAACUUUGUCUAUCUGCUGCUAAUGGUCUCACACAUCUACAUACUGAUAUACUGGGUGUCUUCGGCAAAGCAGCAAUAGCACACAGAGACGUUAAAAGCAAAAACAUUUUGGUGAAAAGUGAUCUGACUUGUUGCAUCGCUGAUCUAGGGUUGGCAGUUACUCAUAAUCCCGAAGAAGGAAAAAUUGUGAUUCCUAAAAAUAAUCACAGAGUUGGAACCAAACGUUAUAUGUCGCCCGAGGUAUUGGACGAAUCCCUAAGCACAU
Molecule: messenger RNA, 1346 nt
Organism: Ciona intestinalis (vase tunicate)
Lineage: Eukaryota; Metazoa; Chordata; Ascidiacea; Phlebobranchia; Cionidae
Source: RefSeq